GUGAGCUACACUAUUCUUGAAAUUCUUACAAUUUAUGAUGCAGCUCAAAAGCGUACUUGUUCUCGUCAUUGCUAUUUUGCACAUUUCUAUGAGUGAAGAUUGUAAAGGUUGCCUACCUUUGGAUUCCUAUUCGUUUCAUAAGGUAAUCUCCAAAUUCAAGGCGGUACUUGUAAAAUUUGAUGUUGCAUUUCCGUAUGGUGGUAAGCAUGAACAAUAUGCCACUGUAGCAGCUGAUACUAAGGAUUCGCAAGAUCUCCUGGUAGGUACAGUAGGUGUGAAGGAUUUCGGCAAUAAAGAGAAUUCGGAUCUAGCGCAACGAUAUAACAUCAAGAAAGAAGAUUUCCCAGUAGUUCUGCUAUUUGUACAAGGCAAAUCGGAACCAAUCAGAUUUACCACUGAGAAGAAUUCUGAAUUCACUGGCGAAUAUUUGAAACGAUUUAUUAGAUUCAAUUCAAAAGUAUAUUUAGGUUUACCAGGAUGUGUAGAACGACUGGAUAAACUAGCUGAAGAAUUCAAAGUCGCAGGCGAACAGGAAAGACAGGAGAUAUUGAAAAAGACAAAAAUUUUCGAAGAAACUUUGCCCGAAGAACAACGGGAAGCUGCAAAAGUCUACGUGAAGACCAUGGAGAAAAUCUUGGAACGAGGAGAUGUGUUUAUUCAGACAGAGGAAACACGAAUACAGGGGCUUCUUUACAGAGGAAAAUUAUCUGAACAAAAGAAGCGCACGAUGGAGGAGAGACGAAACAUUCUACAGUCUUUUUCAGCAAGAGACGAACUAUAAGGAAUUUAAUUAAUUUUUUGUUAUGCAAAUAUUAUAUAACAAUAAAGUUUAUAAUACAAAUAAUAAUUUAUAAUAAAUAAUCGAUUCUUUAUAUUAUUUUGUAUUUUAUAUACUCUAUUCCAUAUCAUUGACUAAAAUAAGAAUUGUGAUGUAUUAUACUUAAAUGUUGUUUA
Molecule: messenger RNA, 954 nt
Organism: Ooceraea biroi (clonal raider ant)
Lineage: Eukaryota; Metazoa; Arthropoda; Insecta; Hymenoptera; Formicidae
Gene: wbl
Product: endoplasmic reticulum protein 29-like protein wbl
Biological process (GO): protein secretion
Cellular component (GO): endoplasmic reticulum lumen; endoplasmic reticulum
Source: RefSeq, a predicted model, not a curated record